Messenger RNA from Drosophila takahashii, 1371 nucleotides. RefSeq names its product acidic phospholipase A2 PA4. The record is from RefSeq and is a predicted model, not a curated record. Gene Ontology annotation, biological process: phospholipid metabolic process; arachidonate secretion. Lineage: Eukaryota; Metazoa; Arthropoda; Insecta; Diptera; Drosophilidae.
UGCUUUUCGAUUUGUUGGUGUUUUUGUUUUCAUGAUUUUUUCUUGUCUUUUUUUGGUUUUUGGCCAAGUCCAAGUUUAACAGCGCUCGACGCGCCAGAAUCAAGUUCAGUUGCGCCGCAAACGCGUCGCGGAAAUGUUUCGCUGCUGCUGCUGCAAACCGUCCCAAAGAAAUCGAAAUUGAAAUUUCAGUUGAAAUGAAUUAAACGAACGCGCCGCCGUCCUGCAAUUGAAAGAAUUCCUACCAAAAUUCCCGCAUCCUUGUCAACCGUUAGCAAAAAAAAAACCGAUACAGCGAAACGGGAAACUAACCCGUUAAAUAUUUCACUUUUUCCCCUACCGUUCUCAGUUGGCGCCAUGAGGGAACCGCUGCCCGUGGCGGUGGUGACGGUGGUGCUGCUCCUGUGGUUCGGCUCGGCGGUGCCACCCACUUCUGGAUCCGCGGUGCUCAUCUCCGACAUGACCAUGAGCGUUAUGGUGGAGCUAUCCUCCCGCCAUCCCUUCUGCAAGAUGCACACAGAUCGCGGCGAUAUCCAGCGGAUGUUGCUGCAGUCGGAUCCGCGUCGCAUCCGCCAGGUGCCGCGCGAGUCGGUGAUGGAGCUGGAGGAGGUGUGCCGCCGGCAGGGAUCCUACGGCCACGAGUUCCGCGGCGGCCUGGGCUUCAUCUAUCCGGGUACCAAGUGGUGUGGUCCGGGCACGGCGGCCACCAGCUACGACGACCUGGGCGCCCAUGCUCGCGAGGAUCGCUGCUGUCGGGAGCACGACAUGUGUCCGGAUGUCCUCAAUGUGGGCGAGUGCCGGCGGGGACUGUGCAAUCGGGGGACCUUCACCAGGAGCCACUGCGACUGCGAUGCUCGAUUCCGGCGCUGCCUGCAGGCGGCCAACACGGAGACGGCCAACACGCUGGGCGCCAUAUUCUACAAUGUGGUGCAGGUGACCUGCUUCCAGGAGCGGAGUCCCUGCUCGGCGCACCAGAGGUUCGAGGACUUCUACUACCGCACCGACCACUGCCCGGCGGAGUUCCGGCAGGCGGAUCUCUACGUGCCGCCGCACGGGGACAAUCUGAUAGCCAAGAUCCUGGCCCAUCCGCAGGGUCGGGCCCUGGCCGCUCCCGCCUGGUCCGCGCCCGCCAAGUCGACGGCCCGCCGCUGGGGCGUCAAGUUGGCCAGCGUCGGCCUGGCGGCGGUCAAUAUCCUGCGCGAGGUGGUGCAGCGACCCCGGCUCCUGUGGGACAGCCUGCAGGCGCCGGUCAGCCGGGAGCUCCCACCUGCCGCUGGGUAUCGGCAGCAGGGCUAUCGCUACGAGCGACCCGGGCCCUCGUCCUACGGAUAUGGUGGAUACGGCUACGGGGGCUUCGAUUCCACUUGGAGCUAA